Molecule: messenger RNA, 2396 nt
Organism: Solea senegalensis (Senegalese sole)
Lineage: Eukaryota; Metazoa; Chordata; Actinopteri; Pleuronectiformes; Soleidae
Gene: sla1a
Product: Src like adaptor 1a
Exons: 8
Coding region: 1196-2062 (288 amino acids)
Molecular function (GO): protein binding
Source: RefSeq, a predicted model, not a curated record
AAAAAGCACAGCCAGCUCAGUGUUUUCUCACAGUUGUAAAUGAAACUGUGGUAAAUGAAAGCAGUAUUUUUGUGAUUUAUGGAAGAUAAGUUUACUUAAACGUUCUCAUGUUGCUGUUUUUAAGUUUGUUUUUCAUCACAGUUUGACGUUCACAGAUGGAAAGGUGGCAGGAGAAUCAUGGUCUGGAGUGAACUGAUCUGGAUUUUAAUAUGGAUGGAAAAUUGACUUUUGUGUGAGUUUUUACUACUUUUACUGAGCGUUUACUACUUUUUUACUACAACAAAGGAAAAAUGAGCAACGAAAUAAAAAAAAUAAAUGUAUCUGUAAUGCAGUUGAAGAUCGUCUGUCGAGCCUCAAAGCCGCUGGACGAUAUGAGAUUGAUGGGUUCCUUAGUGCACGUGACUCUUAUUUUUCUGCUUUCCCUUGUUUCUGUGUCUAGACACAUGUUUUUAUGCAGAUAAUCACAUGUGGCAGCUUGUCACGCCAGACUUCUGGCUGUCCCACCAAAACAUAAAAGCUGUGAAAUGUUGCUUCCACUGGGCAAAACUGGUUGGCUGUCUAAAAAUAACAUCAGAGUGCAUGUAAAUCAUGUCAUCACAGCUCCAAUUUGUCGAACUCAAAAUCUGCUUUUUAAAAUCAUGAUGAGAAUAUUUGAGAAGGAAGAGGCUCAUUAAAUUUCAGCCCAUCUGUGAGUGGAAAAUGUCAGGACAGUAACUAUGAAAUGACUUCUUUCAGAGACCUGUAACUUCUUGCAGUUCUUCUUGCAGACAGAGAAAAUAUGUCUUUUAAAAGCCCAACGGGACACGAGAAGUCAAAUAUGGAGAAAUAUUCAAGAAAAGAAUUCUAUAUCUUCGAUAACAACAACGACCCCGCACAAAUAACCGAUUGUCAUAGAUCUAAACUGAAGAUAUAAAACGAUAUCUGACAUGAAACAUUUUCCAUGACUCUAAAUAUAGUCAGCUGUUGUGUUUGCACUUGUUUCAUAAUCUGCUGUGUGUGCGUGUGUGUCUCAGUUGUGUCGGCCCUCUUCCUCAUUUCAGCACAGGAAGUUGAGUGUUCUGUCAGUAGCAGAGCUGCAGCCACCCUCUGUGACGGGUCAUUCCUGUAAACAUUUUGUGAACAUGGUACUUCUCUAGUGCCUGACACACGCCGCGACCAUGUCCUGUCUGGGCCAGCGUCUCUCGUUCCACACCUGAUGCCAACACAGCAGUCAAACUCCUACAGGCUGGAGUGUAUCUGGAGGAUGGGGAACAUGAUGAGAGGACUCACAGCCACGGACAAGAUCAACACUCAAAACCUCGACGGCUCUCAAAAGAGUUUAGAGGACGACACGGUGGUGGUGGUUCAAGACUACCCGUCUCCUGACAUCAGCGCGCCCAUUUACAGAAUGGGGGAGAAACUCCGAGUCCUCGCACAGGAGGCUUAUUGGUGGAGAGUUUGCUCUGUCCAAACAGGGAAGGAAAACUACAUACCCAGUAGUCAUGUGGCAAAAGUCUACCAUGGUUGGCUGUUUGAAGGGGUGGAGAGGCAAAAAGCCGAGGAGCUGCUGCUUCUCCCCGUGAACAGAGUGGGAUCCUUUCUAGUGCGGGAGAGCACCAGUGAGAGAGGCACGUAUUCACUCUCGGUGAAGCACAGGAGCAUAAAGCACUAUCGUAUCUCCAGACUGGACAACAGCUGGUACUACAUCUCACCCCGUCUCACUUUCCAGUGCCUUGAGGAUAUGAUCAACCACUACUCUGACACAGCAGACGGCCUGUGUUGUGUCUUAACCACUCCUUGUCUGUCGGGCACAACCCCACAGUCGGACGCGGCUCCGCCUGUCGUCAUGCGCCGCAACUUUGACUGGAAGAAAGUCGACAGGCGGCAGCUGGUCAGCACGGACAGCUGCAGUGACAACACGGUGAGCUACGGAGUCAGAAACAGCAUCGCCGCCUACCUGUCCUUCUCUGAGAGUCAGGACUCUGCACACAAACGGGCAAAGUGCAGGAAGGCCAAGAGUAAAUCUGUGUACGCUGUCCCUGAAAACGGCCUGGGAAUUAUGCACUAUGAAGACGACAUGUAGAGGGAAGUCCCUCAAGGUCGGAGGUCAACAGAGGGGGUGUGCUGAUAUCUGGACUGCUACAUAUGCUAAACCAACCCACACAUCAAAAUGAAAAUGACAUAAUCAUUUACACUCAGGUGACAAUUAAGACUGUGACGUUGAACUGGACAAUGGUGCGUUUGAAAUGUUGCGAGGGCGUUCCAGAUGUGAACCGGAACUGGAACUGGAAGAAUGUUGUGAAUGUAAAAAGAAGACUUUAUUAUUUGGUAAUAAUAAUUAUGUGUACAUAAACUGAUUAGUCAAACUAUUAACUUUUCUCAAUCAGUGUUGUUAAUAAACACCAGCGUAAACUUGG